GUAUUCUUCCUUUUUCACAAACACGGUUAAUGCGCAAGUCGUCACUACAGACAAAAUAGAGGCAAGAAAGACCUAAACGUGAUGUUUCGUGUUCAAUUCCCCACAGCAGAUCCAGCGUGACCAACAAAGAAAACUUCUAGACCGUUUGGUUAAAGCGUCGAAGAAAGUGCCUACUUUUAAGUAGUACCUUCUCCCCCUCCUUUUCCACGUGUUACUUCUCCCACUGUCUAAUGGUCUCACGUCAUCAUCCGCAUAAAAACCUAGACGCAAAACCAUCUCGGCCGUCAAUCUCCCUAUUCCCAAUCUCCCGCAUAGAAAUUGAGCACGCAUAGAAAAGGGAAUAUUUUCUUCCCAAAAUGGAGAAGAAACCUCCACUUUGACUCUGUACGUUUCUUGACCCGACCCGCUUCCUUAUUUAUUUCAGUCAGCCUUUCUCCUCGUCACAUCAGCGCAACCUUAUCCCCCCCGGGGCUCACAGACUCAACCACGCGUCGACACGUGUCCCCUACAGCUGGAGGAAAACCGCAGCGUGGCAGGAAACUUCUGGAAAUUCUCGCGCCUUCUUCCCUUCCUCGGCCUUUCUUGCUUUCUCUCAACAAAUUAAUAAAAUACUCACCGAUAAAAUUGCUUCUAGAAGGAAUAAAUACCGCCCGCAAUCCCCACCGCUUUCUCCCCUCUUUCCUUGUUAUCAUCUCCUGCAGUUCAUGAACUAUUACUCCCGUCUUUGAGUUUGGAUAGGGAUGGCCCCACCACCAACGCCAUCGAAGGCGGAGGCGGCGGCGGAGGGUCAGAGGGUGACGCCGACGCCGUUGAAGACGUACCAGCUGGUUGACGAUCCGGCGGUUGAUGACGUCAUCUUGACCGGCGACGGGUCGGCGUUCGUCGUUUGGAGGCCGGAGUUCUUCAAGCACAACAACUUCUCGAGCUUCGUUCGCCAGCUGAAUACUUACGGAUUCAAGAAGGUCAUGCCGGACCGGUGGGAGUUUGCGAACGAGUGCUUUAGGAGAGGAGAAAGGCGGCUCCUUUGCGAGAUCCACAGGCGCAAGAUGGAACCUGCCAUCGACGCCACCGCCACCUGUCACCGGGUCACGGCCGAACUCCGGCGAGAGAAAUCGCUCUCGUCCAACUCCUCUCCGGCAGCUCGAGGCGGCGGCUGUCAGCGUACAGGCUCCGGCGGCGGGCGUGCGCGCCAGAUCUCGUUCGUCGAGAACGAGAGGCUGCGAAAAGAGAACAUGCAGCUGGCUAGCGAGCUCGCCCAGAUGAAGAAUCUCUGUAACAACGUGCUUCACUUGGUCUCGGAGUACGGGCCGCACGGCGGAGCGCCGCCUCGUCCGCCGCUCGAUCUGUUGCCGGUCAGGUUCGGAGAAGGAAGCAGCAGCCCGAGUUCGAACCCGAGCCCGAAACUCUUCGGUGUCCAUAUCGGGUCGAAGCGGGCGAGAGACGAUGACGAAGACAAAUACCCGAAUCCGCGAUCUUCGGAGGUGAAAUCAGAGCCGUUGGAUCGGGAACCCGACGGUCGUCCUUGUACGGGUUAUCACCACUGGCUGAUGCGCUACCCGCAGACUAACCAGAGGGUUUGCCAUGGGUGAAGGGCUGACGUGACCCCUGCCUCUCGAUCACGUAAGACGGACGAAAGCCAAGGGGAGGAGAAAGAGAGAGAGAGAGAGAGAGUGUGUGUGUGGAGAAUUAGCGGGUUUUAUGUGGUUAUUGUAUUUACAUGUUAGCAUUUGUACUUGUCUUGUUUAUCUUGAUUUAGUUGAGUAAUGAGGAUAGUUGAGUUGACGAUAGUUGAGUUGACCAAAAUGGUGGAAUUUAAGUAUUCCGAUGUUGAAAAAAGUUCUUUGUGAUUGAAAAUAGUGAGCCACAGUUUUAAAA
Molecule: messenger RNA, 1875 nt
Organism: Asparagus officinalis (garden asparagus)
Lineage: Eukaryota; Viridiplantae; Streptophyta; Magnoliopsida; Asparagales; Asparagaceae
Product: heat stress transcription factor B-2b-like
Biological process (GO): regulation of transcription by RNA polymerase II
Cellular component (GO): nucleus
Molecular function (GO): DNA-binding transcription factor activity; RNA polymerase II cis-regulatory region sequence-specific DNA binding
Source: RefSeq, a predicted model, not a curated record